This is a messenger RNA of Phalaenopsis equestris, 1066 nucleotides long. Its product is annotated as calcium uniporter protein 2, mitochondrial-like. Bases 7 to 918 code for a protein of 303 amino acids. The transcript is spliced from 2 exons. Lineage: Eukaryota; Viridiplantae; Streptophyta; Magnoliopsida; Asparagales; Orchidaceae. The record is from RefSeq and is a predicted model, not a curated record. Gene Ontology annotation, biological process: mitochondrial calcium ion homeostasis; calcium import into the mitochondrion. Gene Ontology annotation, molecular function: calcium channel activity; uniporter activity. Gene Ontology annotation, cellular component: mitochondrial inner membrane; uniplex complex.
AGCACAAUGGCGCUCCGCAGAGCUCGAGCCCUUAACUUCCUCGAUUUGGCUAAGCUCUAUCCUUCUUCAUCCCAUCUCCUCCGCUCCGCCGCCUUGCCGGAUCAAUCCCCCUCCCUCCCCUGCAGGAUUCUCCCCCGCCGGCCGAUUUUCCGGCAGGCGAUUCCUCCGGUAAUUCGCUUACCUCCGCCGAUCGGAGCCGAACUCAUCAACAAGAUCCGGGAACUCGACGCCGAUCGAAUCCGUCUAAACCUUAUCUCGCAGCCACCGCCCUCCGACGUGACGAAGAUGUUCAUGGCUUCCCUGACGGAGGCUGUGAAAUCUCGGCUGAGCGCGAUUCCUCGGAGCGCCAUUUCUUACUCCGAAUUCCUCUGCAUCUGCAGGGAAGAAACUGAGGCCGACGAAAUCGCGGCCGCGAUCGCUCGCUCUCUCGAAGAAUCAGGGGCUGUUAUCACCAUGGGGAAUCUCGUCUUUCUCCAUCCCGGCGAGAUGGUGAGAGAUAUCGGGAGGGUAAUGGCACCCCCACCGCGCGCCAAUUAUGAACGGAGCAUGAAGGAGCUGAAGGAAAUGGAGGGGAAGAAGGCGGAGAUCGACAGGAAGCCCGCCGCCAGCGUGCGGCGGGAGCUCUGGUGCGGGCUAGGAUUUCUAUUGCUUCAGACGCUGGGAUUCUUCCGGCUUACAUUCUGGGAGCUCUCCUGGGAUGUAAUGGAGCCGGUUUGCUUCUACGUAACUUCGAGCUAUUUCAUGGCGGGCUAUAGCUUCUUCCUGAAGACAUCCAAAGAGCCGUCUUUUGAAGGAUUUUUCGAAAUUCGAUUUGCCGCGAAACAGGGGAGAUUGUUGCGGGAUUCAAAUUUUGAUUUGAGAAGGUUUGAUGAGCUUAAACGGCAAGUCAGCUUCUUUCCACAUCAGCGGGUGCUGUAGAGAAGGGAUAGAGAAGAAUCUACGGAGGGAGAAUUCCAAAAAAGAAAAUUUUGACGAUUUUAUGUAAGACCGUUCAACCUGCAUGGCAGAGCAUGAAUAAUUAUAAAUUUAAUUAACCAUUUUGUUGCAUCAGAGGUAUUUCUGCAAU